Messenger RNA from Musca vetustissima, 2169 nucleotides. Its product is annotated as protein unc-93 homolog A. Bases 1 to 2103 code for a protein of 700 amino acids. NCBI's taxonomy places the organism in Eukaryota, Metazoa, Arthropoda, Insecta, Diptera, Muscidae. Gene Ontology annotation, cellular component: plasma membrane; striated muscle dense body. Gene Ontology annotation, molecular function: potassium channel regulator activity. The transcript has 6 exons. Gene Ontology annotation, biological process: regulation of potassium ion transport; regulation of muscle contraction. The record is from RefSeq and is a predicted model, not a curated record.
AUGGGUAGUUUGCCAAACUUACAUGAACUGGAGCAUUUGGAGCGCAAACGCGAAAAACGGCGUGAGCGUGAAAUGCGUGAGAGAUUGGCACGUGAGGCCAGUCGGGAGAGGGAACGUAUGCAGCAGAGAAAGCACUCAUCUUACAAUCCAUAUCUCAUGGCUGGUCUGGGUAUGGGCGGUAGCAUGGCUCCAUAUAAUACAGCAAUAGCAACUGGUGGUGGUGCUGCUGCUGCGGCAAGUGGUGGCCUGCCAGUUGGUGGAGCAGCAUUGCUCAGUUAUGGCUUGGGCACUGGACACAAACACCAUGGACACCAACAUCCCCAUCAUUAUCGUCAUUCAUUGACCAACCGACAUCGUGUAUUGCGUACACGAAGUUCGGGUGCAACACACAACGUAUGGGAUGAUCAGGUUCUGGAGCACCUGCCAGCCUAUUCACCCAUCUCGACCAGGUCACACCGUGUCAAUCCUGUAUCGUCAUAUCAUGUACAAGCCGCUUUGGCUGCAUCACGUCGACGCGAAUCAAUAAACAGCUCCAUAGGUGCCACAUCUAUACGACGCCUGAUUUCUCUCAAUAAUCGCAAUUGUCGUUAUAAAGUGCCGGCCCACAUUCGACAGAAGGUGACAAAAUGUUUUACCCUCCUGGCAUUGGCCCAUGGUCUAAUGUGUGCUGUACUCGUGCCGAUAUUUGCCCUGCAAGGUUCCAAUUCCGUAUGGCAUCAUCGUGAACAAUGGCUGCAAAUUGGACCAAAUAUUGGAUCGCUACUCCUCAGUAUCUGCUUGUUCAUAUCGGCGGGUAUGUCUUUGGUGACGCCAAAACUUAUUCGCAAAUUUGGCUAUACCGUGUUAAUGGGUGUCAAUUCAGUGGCUGUGUGUUUAUUUUUAAUAUGUCAUCUGUAUCCAUCGAUAUACACAUUACUGCCGGCCUAUAUGAUACUGGGGCUAACCCAUAGUCCAUCGUGGAUAAGUAAAAUAGCUGUUGUAGUGCAUUUUGGUAGCAAGCUUAGUUGUUCACAACAUGAGUGUACGUUGAUGUCGUCACACGCCCUUGAUUCAUGGGAGGAACAUAAGUUGUCGUGUAAUCGUGAUCAGAAAGUACGUAGACUGGGACGUUGGUUCCAGGCCUCAAAGGAUAUUGGUAUAAUAUUGGGCGCCAUUAUUGCAUCAAUGGUUUUGUCGUGUACCUCACCAAAUAACACCUUGCCUCAAGCCCAGGCUGUACAAUUCUAUAUACCCAGUACACCCUAUGUCUGGAGUCGUGGUUCACCAUAUAAAAGUGAAUAUUACAAUUUGGAUGAACAUGGUAGCCGCAUAUGUGGUGCCGAUAUGUGUCCCCUAUGGCAAUUUGAUGCAGCCGCUGAAGAUGAUGAAAUUAAUGAAACCAUUUUUUCACCAUUUAUAAGAGAGAAACCGAGGGCAGGAUCAUCGACUUUGAUUGGGAUCUAUCUGAUAUUUGCCUUGAUUUCAAUCAUACUUUUAGUAUUGGCUGGCAAGGUGCAUGCCACAUUUCGCCAUGAACGUAUUAAGGGUAUGACAGAUACCUUGCUGUUUGCUGGGCCAUUGGCGUAUUUUAUUGGCACCGAACAGGCAUAUAUUCUGAGUGAUUUUUUGACGGCCUUUGUAUCCUGCUCGCUGGGUAUUAGCAUGGUAGCUGGCGCCAUUAUUGGUAUGGGUGUAAUGCAACUGAUUGUCUCCUGCACCUUGAGCAUGCUAUUGCGGCAUACGAAGCGCAUUGUGGUUAUAUUGGCUGGUUUCUUUUUCCAUUCCUGCCUGCUGUUGGCUCUCUCAACCUGGAAACCAUCGAGUGAUGAUAGUGCCCUGUUCUAUGUCCUGGCCGCCUCCUGGGGUGCAUGCAAUGGCAUGUGGGAAACCCUAUUACUUGCAUUGGUUACCCUUAACCAUACCAAUCAUGUGGUGGAAGUAACAUCUCCAUUGCAAGCUCUACGUUUUUUGGGCCUCGGCAUAACAUUUGCCGCCCACGGUUAUAUGUGUGAAACACCGAAAAUUAUAUCCCUAGUCAUAAUGCUUGUGGUAAGCGUACUGCCCUACGCAAUGCUUGAGAUUCGACUGGAGUCACAACGUAAAGCCCAAUUGAUCUCAUUAUGACGUAGUCUAUUCACAUAGUCUCGGAGGCAUAGUGUGAUGGCUCGUACACACACCAUGUGAUUGGAG